Molecule: messenger RNA, 2664 nt
Organism: Pungitius pungitius (ninespine stickleback)
Lineage: Eukaryota; Metazoa; Chordata; Actinopteri; Perciformes; Gasterosteidae
Product: F-box only protein 40
Exons: 3
Coding region: 28-2040 (670 amino acids)
Cellular component (GO): cytoplasm
Molecular function (GO): ubiquitin protein ligase activity; zinc ion binding; protein binding
Source: RefSeq, a predicted model, not a curated record
GGAGAGAAGACAGGGGUGAGAAAAAAGAUGCCUGUGGGCCAUCAUGAGCAUUGCAUCACGUGUUACAGUGUCCACUGCCAAGUCCCUGUGCAGAUCUCCGUCUCAUGCAUAGUCGUCAAGUGUCGUCACAACUGUGGCGCCACUUUCCAUAUGUGCAAGCAAGAGGAGCACCAUCUUCUCUGUCCCAACGAGACCGUCCCCUGCCUCAAUGUCGAGUUCGGGUGUCCUUUUACCCUGGUGCGCCACAGGAUGGCCAAACACCUGGAGGUGUGUCCUGCCAGCGUGGUCUGCUGCUCUCAGGAGUGGAACCGCUGGCCUGUUUCAGAAACGGAUUUGGCCUUCUACAAAAGUCUUUCGGAAAGCCCUCAAACUGAGGUCAACCUGGAUGUUGCCCUGGCUCUGAGGGACCAAGAGCUGCUGUUUCGAUCCAUCAAAAUGAAGAACAUCUUCCCUGAGUUGAUGGUGGGGGAUUCUGCCCCUCAGAAUGGAUCUGCAGAUGAACCAACCUCGUCUUUAGAGUAUGUAGCAUUUUUAGAAAAUGACUGCGAGACGAUCGAGGGAAGAAGAACGAGUCAAGACGAGAGGGAGGCUUUGGCAAAGAGCAGGGAUGUGGAUGACAUACAGAACUAUAGCCCUUGGGAGAAAAUAUUCAACAAAGAGAUGGAGGGAUGUAAGCAAACAGUGAAAAAUCUGAACAAGAAUGAGGAAAAGGCAAAAGAGGAGCAAGAAUCAUCAAACCGCCCGGCGGAGACAAGCGACUCCCGCCAGAGCCGAGAGAACACUGCUGACCCUACAAGAACGUACGCAACUGACCUUGCGCCGUGGCAAGACGGGGUUCUCCAGAGGUUGAGCAGUGAAGUCAACAUUGCUGAGUACAACAUGUACAUGGCGCACAACGGGGCAAUGUUGAUCAACUUUGGCCAACUUUCUGCUUGCACCCCAAGAGAAAGGGAUUUUGUUUAUGGGAGUCUGGAGCCAAUUGAGGUUCAAACCAUCCGCUCAUUUAUUGCUCCGACUAGCUAUCGGGCAAAGCGCAAUUACCUGAAGGAUCGGAAGGUAAAGACCAAUGUCAGCGUUGACACGGCAGAUUUGGGUGUACUGGUCGAGGAUCUCCCAAAGUGCGACGAGGUCAGCGCCACACUCCUGCUCUCCCUGGAAAGGGAACUGAGAGGACAUUUAAUCUCAGAGAGUGCGGGGAGGGAUGGUCUUUACGUAGAUAUAGGGACUCAAACAUACAACUUUGCCUGCGCGCCGUUUCAGACAGAAGCGACGCUAGCGGAUGUCAUCUCCAACCAACCCCGCGGCCUUCACGUGCAGGUGGAAGCGGAGUCUGUCACCAGAAGACACAACAGAUCGAGUUCAGCCUUCAGCCACAUGUGUGGCCUCUUCUUUCGGCGAGACGAAUACCGCUCUCAUUUCAGGAACGUGCACUGUGACAUACAGGCGUCUCUGAGCGGCUGGUUCCAACAACGCUGCCCUUUGGCGUACCUCGGUUGCGCAUUCGCCCAGACAAGACUUCACCCGGCAGGUCAUCGAGCCAACGUCAAAUUUUGCCAAAAUGUCAGCGCCUUUGUCCUCGAGCCAGAAGUCCCUUCACUCCUGCGUGAAGGCGGGGAAACCUUCAGCCCGAAGACAAGUGGCGCACAUAAUCUGGAUGCCCUAAGUGGAUUGCCCCUGGAGAUCCUUCAGCACCUUGCUGCCUACCUUGACAGUUUCACAUUAUCUCAACUGUCCCAAGUGUCCCAUCUCAUGAGAGAAGUGUGUGCCACAUUGUUGCCGGAAAGAGGGAUGGUCUCUCUCAAGUGGAAGAAAAAGACAUAUUCCCAUGGGGGAAGCUCCUGGAAAUGUCGAAAGAAAGUUUGGGAGUUCAGCUCUAUGUUUUCCUCUGUGGAAAAAUGGAACCUCAGCUGCAGUCCUCCCAUGUCAGAUCACCUGAAGACCUGCUCCUUCUACCAGAGAGAGAAGCACACUGAGCCGGUGGCUUUACCCUGCCUAGGAGAGGUCAGAGACAAACGCGGAGGAAUCAAGUGCAAAAGAUAACGCUCAGGAUCCCAGAGCUCGCUGGGCCGACUGCAAAGUGUGAUGAGAGUCAUUUUGGAUUCGGACCUGAAGCCCUGCUGACAUACACUGAACAUAGGAAGAUUUUCUUUGGCAUUAACUGCAAGACAAGUUUAAUGAUUUAUUUAACCUCUAUUAUCGAGUCAUGGCUCCUCAAAUAAUGUCUGUUAGUAAGAAAUGCUUGAAGAUGGUUCUAUUUAUGCUGUGUUAUUAAGAAUGCAACUUAAAGAAAAUCCAUCUGUGAAUACAUAACAUUGCAAAAAGAUUGUUAUUGUGUUAUGAGACGGGUCCUCAUAUUCAGUUGAGUCAUAAGUGUCCUGCUUACAAGUGUUGUUUGAUCCAUCUUGUUUCAUUGUUGUGGUGAGCAGCAUCAUUUCAAAGAAUGAGGGCAGCAGAUGUUGCUGUUAUUGCUUUCUUUAGAAUGACGAGACUGACAUCUACUGGAGAGGAGCUGAAGUACAUCAUUGGUGUGGCGUGGAAACAUCACAGAAACAGGAUAUGUCCUAUUAUGCCUUAUUUGAUAAAGUACAGCAGCACACGAGGACACAACCCCUUUGUUUUAACAAAGACUAUCCUUAAGGAGAAAGAGAGAAAUAAUAGAUAGUA